ACUGCGGAAGUGUCGCGAGGAAACAGAAGAGAUUGCAGCUCUGGUAUCGCUCACGUUCAGUUCGGAUUGUAAAGGCGGAUAAAACCCCUUUAAAAUGUCGGGAUUCGACACAAACCCGUUCGAAACCACGUUCGACGUCAAUCCCUUUCAGGAUCCGUCUGUGACUGAUGUGACUAAUUCUGGAAUUGAUCACAUUGAACAUUUCAGUCCGUUCCCUGAUAGUAACUCUGGAACCACCAUCCCAGCUUCAACCACUCCAUCUCAACCUGCUGUAUUGCAGCCGUCAGUCGACCCCACUCCACAGGCUACAGCUGCAGCUGCGCAAGCAAAUCUACUCAGACAGCAGGAGGAGCUGGAGAGGAAAGCAGCCGAACUAGAUCGACGAGAACAAGAACUACAAGACAGAGGAGCUACUACAGGCAAACAGAACAACUGGCCUCCUCUACCCAAAAGUUUUCCCAUCAAGCCGUGCUUCUACCAGGACUUUUCCGAGGAGAUCCCACCAGAGCAUCAGAGAAUCUGCAAAAUGAUCUACUACCUCUGGAUGUGGCAUUGUGUGACGCUGUUCCUGAAUGUUCUGGCGUGUGUGGCCGAUUUCACCACUAAUACAAAUGCGGGGGUGGACUUCGGCCUCUCCAUCCUCUGGUUCAUUCUGUUCACCCCCUGCUCGUUCCUCUGUUGGUACAGACCCGUCUAUAAAGCCUUCAGGUCUGAUAGUUCCUUCAAUUUCUUUUUCUUUUUCUUCAUUUUCUUCGCUCAAAUCGCUGUGUCAAUCAUUCAGUGCGUGGGCAUCCCUCGCUGGGGAAACAGCGGCUGGAUUGCUGCAAUAGAAGCAAUUGGCUCAAAUAAAGCGGUUGGCGCUAUUAUGAUGGUGGUGGCCGCAUUCUUCACCGUGUGCGCUGUGAUGUCUGUCGUCUUGCUCAAAAUGGUUCAUUCUCACUACCGUCACACCGGCGCCAGUUUCCAAAAGGCACAGCAGGAGUUCUCCCAGGGCGUCCUCACAAACCGCACAGUCCAGAGUGCUGCAGCCAAUGUGGCCGUCACUGCCACCCAGAGCUCUUUCCAGAGGAACUAGACUACCAGAAAACACCACCAUCCCUCCGCAGAGCCUCCUUUCCAUCGGCCUGGUGGUCCACACGGAACCCAAAGCCCAGCUACGAUCCCAAACGUUGCCCAUGUUCACCCGCUUUGGUUUCUCGGUCUUAAUGUGGCCUUUGGACUGCAGAGGCGCUAGUUUCCAAAUGUUUGUGGUUCUUUUAUUUUUUUGAAAUGGAAGGUUUGGCGUUGAAAUGUGUUUGUAUAUUUUUGUAUGUACGCACUAAUGGUUUCCUAUAUCCUUUUUUUGAGCUUGGUCCUGCUGUAUAUAAUGUUUCCCGAUUGUCCAUGGUGGUACAGAAGCGAUCAACGUUCUAUAAAAUGACCAUGAAGGAUAUUGAACCAUUCGCAACUCCCUUGAUAUUGAAGUCUAAGUUUAAAUGCAUGUUUUGAUUGCAAUUCUGCUGUAAUAUAAUUACUAAAGGUUUGGAGUUGUACAUAAUAAUCUCAACAGAAUGUGCCUAAUGGAUGCAUCAGCAUUCCCUUAAUUUGUAAUUUGACAAAGAUUUACUAAAAACCGUUCAGCGUUCCUUACUAGUGCCAAAAAGUAACGAGAAAACUCCUAGAGUUCCUUGGUGUGAAUGUGAGCAUAAUUAAAAUAAUUACCUCUGAAUCUUGAUGUCUUAAUCGUAAGUCUGAAGGCGAGAUAUAAUGUAUUUCUUUAUAUUGGGUUUGUAUCAUACAGCAUAAAAUUUUGAUGAUGAUAUAAAGUUUAUAUAGAGCCUUGUUCUUCUACAUGUAAGGCUUUUUAGGCUGCUGUAAACAGGCAAAUCGAAAUAGUCACUUGUACUGCAAGUUAAAUUUGCCUUAAUGAUUUUUAUAGCCAUUUUGGAAAAUCCUAGCAUUUAAAGUGAUUUGAAACGUUUAUGUUGUUGACAAUUUUUACGCAAGUGAGAAGCCAAUGACACUUAAUAAAAAGGGUUACAGAAUUCUGUCAGUCGAGAUCAGUUUAUAAUAUAUUUCAGCAGUAUGAGUACUUAACUGAACAAGUUUGAGCAAUUAAAUUUUUUGAUUAACAAUUUUGUCUGACUCUUUAUUUAUGGUAUCAAAGCAACAAAAGAAAAAAAAAAAAAGUCUAAAUACAUUUCAAACAGAAAUCACACAAGUAUCCAGUCAUGACGACACACCAGUGUUGGGAAGAAAAGUAACUAAAAGUAGCAACACUACUUACUUUAACUACAUUUUCUGUAUGUGUUGCUUUCCCAACCAUCAAACGCACUCACACAACCGAAUCGGUUCUUUCGGACAAUUCACUUAAAUGAACUUGUUAAACGAUUCCGUUAUCUUUAGCGUUGGGCACUCCGGUUCAUUUUAUUGAGUCGGUUCUUUCGGACGGUUCAUGCAAAUGAAGUAGUUCACAUAAAUGAUUCACUGAUUCAUAUGAGCCAAGCGCAGCCUUAGCUUCUGUUAACCGAUAUAUUUAGAUUCGGUUAUAUAAAGUAGUUUUUUUUUUUUUUUUAGUUUAUCAGUGUAUAUCAAGUAUAAAUGUAUGUUCAAUUUAAUGUUGUCACCCUACUUGUUUAACCCAAUUAGGAAAAUGAACCAUGGUUUUACUAUAGUAAUAGACUGUUCAGUGUAGUCCAAAACAUCUGGAAGAGUCUUUUAUUUUUAGGAUUUUACACGGUUGGGUGUAUGAGUAAAAUAAGGUCUGUGGUAAAGAUGUAUUCUACAACAUAUGUUACACACAGUCAUACCUCAAAUGUGAAUUUUGUGGUCACAGUGUUAUGUUGCUAACAAGUUGCUAAUUAAGGACUACAAUGAGUUUCCGGUUCGCCAGGCACGUACACUCACACGCUUGUGGUAUUUGUAGUCCUUAUUUAGCAUUUUAUUAGCAACAUACAUUUUUAAAAAACAGCAGCCUCAAAAUUCCCGUUUGAUUGACCGUUUGUAAUUUAUGUUGUAGAACAAAACGUCCAAGUAUCCAUACAGUAAGCAUGGUUUUACUGUAGUAUUCAGUAAAUUAUAAGACCAUAUCUAAAAAAUAAUAAACAUCUUUAAGAGGGUUGUAGGAAAUUCGACGGUCUCCCACAUGGCUAUAUGUAAAUAAAUAAAUGCACAAAAAAUAAACGCACAAAAUAUUUGUUUCCGUUGCGUACCGAUGUGAAUGUAAAAACAAUCACAAAAUUAUUCCACGAUUGAAAGUGUCCAAGGGAUUAUUGAGAUAAAGCAAGUAUCAUGGCCGCGCUCAUGAAAGUUCAAGUUCUUUUAUUUAUAAAGCACGUUUAAAAACAGCAUCAAGGCUGACCAAAGUGCUGUACAAUACAAAAUUAUAAAAACACACAACGAUUCAGGACCAGGACAUUACAUACUAUUAAAAGCCAGUGAAAAGAGAUGAGUUUUAAGAGAAGAUUUAAAAACAGAUAUUGAAGGUGACAAUCCUGAUACUGACAGGCAAACUAUUCCAUAAAAUAGGACCCACAAUGCUCCUCUACGCUUUAGCCUCGAGCGUGGGACAUCGAGGAGAUAUUGAUCACCGGAUCUCAGACUUCUAGGUGGGUUGUAAGGAUGUAGUAAGUAACUGGGAGCUUGGUUGUGUAACAAUUUUUCAACAAUCAAGAGAAUUUUAAAAUCAAUUCUAGCUUGAACCGGCAGCCAGUGAAGUGAUCUUAAAAUGGGGGUAACAUGAUCAUACUUCUGACCUCCUUUGAGAAAUUUUGCUGCUGCAUUGGACUAAUUGGAGUCGAGCAAUUAGAGAUUUGGAAAUUCCACAAUAGAGAGAAUUACAGUAGUCCAGACGAGAAGUGAUGAAGGCAUGAACUGCUAUCUCUAACGUUUUCUUUGUCAAAAAGGGUUUAACUUUAGAGUAGACGUAGCUGAAAGAAACUGGAACCUAUGACAGCACUAAUAUGUUUGUCAAAUUUCAGCUGGCUAUCAAACUUGAGGAGAGAGAAAAGCAUUAAGAUUUCCACAAUCAGCAUUACUGACAUCAAAAUUGUCUGUAGGACCAAAGACAAUCACUUCUGUCUUAUCUUCAUUCAAAAAUAAAACGUUUUUGACUAGCCAACCUUUUAUUUCCUCCAGGCAAGCUAGAAGAGAUUGUAUUGCAAUGUGAUCAUUUCAUUUAACCGGUAAGUAGAUUUGAGUGUCAUCAGCGUAGAAGUGGUAGGAGAUACCAUGGUUUCUGAUAAUGGAACCCAGAGGGAGCAUAUAUAGAGAAAAAAGUGCUGGCGCAAGAAUAGAGCCCUGUGGCACACCACAGAUAAUGCGGUUCACAGAAGAGGUAAAUUUGCCCAGCUUGACAGAGAACGUUCAAUCAGUUAAAUAGGAUUUAAACCAUUUAAGAACAUUCCCUUUUAAGCCCACACACGAUUCUAGUCUGGAGAGCAGUAUAGCAUGAUCAACAGUAUCAAACACUGAAGUCAGAUCUAAAAGAACUAAAAUCACAGUAUCACCUCAAUCUGUAGCUACUAAACUGUCAUUUAAAACAAGAAGAGCAGAUUCUGUGCAAUAUGAAGAUUUAAAACCAGACUGAAAAGUUUCAAAGAUUUGGUUGUUCUUAAGAAAUACCUGAAGAUGCAUAAGCACAAUCUUUUCCAUUAUUGUGAAUAUUUUCCAAAAAUACUAUUAAAGGAAUAUUCAGGGUUAAUAUAUAAUAUAAGUUGAGUUCAAUCGACAUCAUUUGUGGCAUAAUAUUGAUUACCACAAAAAUGUAUUUUGACUCCUUCCUCCUUUUCUUUAAAAAAAGCACAAAACACGGGGGCCUGGGUAGCUUAGCGAGUAAAUAUGCUGACUACCACACCUGGAGUCGUGAGUUCGAAUCCAGAGUGUGCUGAGUGACUCCAGCCAGGUCUCCUAAGCAACCAAAUUGGCCCGGUUGCUAGGGAGGGUAGAGUCACAUGGGGUAACCUCCUCGUGGUCGCUAUAAUGUGGUUCUCGCUCUCGGUGGGGCGCGUGGUGAGUUGUGCGUGGAUGCCGCGGAGAAUAGGGUGAAGCCUCCACACGCGCUAGGUAUCCGUGGUAACGCACUCAACAAGCCACGUGAUAAGAUGCGCGGAUUGACGGUCUCAGACGCGGAGGCAACUUAGGUUCGUCCUCCGCCACCUGGAUUGAGGUGAGUCACUACGCCACCACGAAAACUUAGAGCACAUUGGGCAUUCCAAAUUGGGGAGAAAGUGGGGUGGAGAGAGGGGGAGUAAACAAAUUUGGUUCCAGUGAGGCACUUACAAUGGAAGUCAAUAUGACCAAUUUUUUAACAUUAAAAUACUCACUGUUUCACAAGUAUAACCACAAAAGAUAUGAGUGUAAAAAUGAUUUUAAUGUGAUAAAAUCACUUACUAACCUGUUCUGUGCAAAGUUAUAGCCAAUUUGGACCAUUUGACCAUAACGAUGUAAUGUCAACAAACCCUAAAACGAUUGUAAAAAUGACAAUUUAAACAACUUCUCAAAUAAUACACAAUAAAAAGUUUUAACAGAAGAAUUAAUGUGUUUUUAUAAAAUUAUAAGUGUCACAUUUCUGUUUAAACCCUCCAAAAAUUGGUCCCAUUGACUUUCAUUGUAAGUGUCUCACUGUAACCUCCAUAUUUGCUUAUUUUAAAGAAAAGGACGGACGAGUCAAAACAAAUUUGUGUGGUAAUCAACAUUAUGCCACAAAUGCUGUUGAUUAGCUAAACAUGUAUUGAACCCAGAACAUUAGUUUAAUGGACUGGACUCAAACCCGGGUCUAAGACAAUAUGUUGGCACAUUAGCACAGAUUACGAGGCCACUUCAAAGCCAAUGGUAAAAUGCUUCUAAAUGACUCAAAUAUAGCAAGAAUAAAAUCAGCUAUGAUAAACAAUGAGGUGGAUUACAAAAUUGCUAUGGUGCACUAUCUAACCUUCAAGUUCUGCUUCUACAACCUCUGAGGAAAAAAGCCACAAGCAUCCUCAAUACAUGUGACAUUCAAAUUCAAAUAUGUUCUAACUGAAUAAUAUUACAACAAAAUAAACCAAGAGUUCUAUUUGUCUUUAAAACCA
Molecule: messenger RNA, 6047 nt
Organism: Myxocyprinus asiaticus (Chinese sucker)
Lineage: Eukaryota; Metazoa; Chordata; Actinopteri; Cypriniformes; Catostomidae
Product: secretory carrier-associated membrane protein 2-like
Exons: 9
Coding region: 95-1075 (326 amino acids)
Biological process (GO): protein transport
Cellular component (GO): recycling endosome membrane; trans-Golgi network membrane
Source: RefSeq, a predicted model, not a curated record